AUGAUUUCAUUGAGAAGAUGUGGGGUUAUGCCAGGUCACGGACUGACAGACGGGUAUGGUAAUGAGACUGAGGACAUGAGCUACGGCUUGGGAGGCGGAGCAUGGCGUUUUCGAACGGCAGGGCGCAGAAGUGGAAGGGAGAAGUGGUGGGGUUGGAUCCUUGGAAGCAGAGGGGUCAAAGCGGCAGAAGAUGAGGACAGAUGGACCUCAAGACGGUGGCACAUCUCCCUGAAUAUUGGCGAUUAG
This is a messenger RNA of Caenorhabditis auriculariae, 246 nucleotides long. The record is from the annotation of a GenBank genome assembly. NCBI's taxonomy places the organism in Eukaryota, Metazoa, Nematoda, Chromadorea, Rhabditida, Rhabditidae.